ACAUUCGCGAAUCGCGAGAAAAUAGAAAGAGAGUGAGCUAUGUUGUGAUGAGUUGGUUUCUUUUGGAGUUGUCGUGGAAAACUUUGUAUAUCGUGGUUUUCGAAGAGUGAGUGUGAUGGGUUAAGCGCUGCGCUGGUAAACAAUAGCAGUGAUUUGUGGAGGUGUACUUUUGGGAUCGAUUGAAAAAGUCUACGUGAAAUGUUCGGCGCUCGAUGCCUGUGGCUGCUGUUGUGUUACGCGCAGUGUGCAAGAGCCAAUCUCGACACUGACUACGAAGGCGUUGCUACCAUCCUCUCCCAGAAUGAAGACCGCAGCGUGGAUCUGCCGGUAGAACUGGGCACGGACACUGCCUCCGGCUGUAUCUGCCGCGCCAGCAAGCACCGACACGUCAUCGUGUGCUUCGGCAACUACGAGUGCAAGACGUUUCCCAAGAUUCGAUAUAUAAGCAAGUCCCUCCGUGUACGGACCACAGCCAUCACAAGUUUACGAAAAGGCGACCUAGACACCCUGCAUCACCUGAAAAUCCUAGAGGUUGAAGCCAAUCACAUGCUCAGGCACAUUGAAUCAGGCGUGUUCCGCAACAUGAGCAACCUGCAGCAACUCUCCAUCUCCUACAACACUCGCCUUCAAACCCUGGCUCAAGACACAUUCGAAGGCCUUACCAAUCUCCACAACCUUACCUUAGUUAAUAACGGGUUCAAGAACGUACUUGACCUGACUCCCGCAUUCAAAGUCAGCGUCCUACCCUCUUUAAGAGGCCUGGACUUAUCAGAGAACUGUUUCGAGCAAAUACCUGAAGAAGCCUUCAUUCCAAUGGUGGGAACUUCACUAAAACACCUCGAAAUACAUUUGUGUUCUCUUGACUUCAUACAUCCCAAUAGUUUCCUACCGUUAAGGAACUUGAAAGAGCUGCAUGUUGGAGAAAACGAUCUUAACUCUAGUUUGAUUGGCAAUUUUUUACUGAAAAUGAUGGAAGAAGGCAUCAAUUUGACAAGCCUAGACUUAUCUGGUAUGGGCUUCAGAAAACAGCCGCCGCAACGGCUCAUCAACAUUAUAGCGCAAACAACUAUAAAGAGUCUCAACUUGGCCCAAAACCAGUUUGAAGUGAUCAACGAUGAUGCCUUUCCUCGCAUGGAAAAUAUAGAAGUGCUGGAUUUGAGAAGAGUCUCCGCAAUAACAAUAGGACCGAACACGUUUGACGAUACAAGGUUUCCUAACCUAAAAGUAUUAUUGCUGGGAGGAAAUAACUUGCCCGGAGAUCACCAAACUCACCUAUCCAACCAACUCAUUCUGCUAGACGUAUCCAGUAAUAAGGGUAGCGCAGCAAACCCUUUGUAUUACGAAAUAGGCAAAGACACAUUCAGCCAAAGUAAGAAACUGAGAGUUCUUAACCUUUCCUAUAAUCGAAUAAAAACUAUAUUUGAAUAUACAUUUAGAGGACUGGAGAAAUUACGGACUUUGAAUCUUGAAAAUGGCACAAUAUAUUUUAUAGGGCAAGAUACAUUCAGGCCGCUCAAACAACUUGAAAUGCUUAACCUAGCAAACAAUCCUUUAGUCGCCAAUGAGAACCUAACUAGCGCACAGUUUAACGGCCUCAAUGAACUGAAAAUACUUAUAUUGAUGAACUGUGGCAUUAAACGGUUCUACGACCAUGACAAUAUCUUUGAAACGAUGCCAAAUCUGACACAUUUAAACUUGAAAAACAAUCUACUGUACUAUAUCACAGCUGAAACCAUCAAACCAUUAAAGUUUCUACAGGUAUUAGACUUAAGUGAAAACCUUAUUAUAUCUUGGUGGAAGCCUCUGUUUUUGGCUGCCGGAGUUGCACCCAAGCGAUUAUAUUUAAUGAACAACAAGAUAUCACAUUUUUCAGUCAGCAUGAUGCAAGAUAUCAGCUAUCUUUUGGAAGAUGGGAGAAAUUUGACUACGGAAGUGGAUCUCAUGGACAACAUCUUCGUUUGUGACUGCAGCACAAUGUACGACACAUACUUAUGGCUCGACAAAAACGGGUCUACUGUACUUAAGGAUUAUUUUGCUCAAUCACAGUUCCAAUGUAGCAGUCCUGACGUUUGGGAGGACAGAAAGGUCUCAGAAUACUUAUCAUCCGUGAAGAAAUUACACUGUUUAGUUUACCAAAAGAUUUCAAACAUCAUGGUCCUCGUUUGGACAGCACCAUCUCUCGUUACGAUUCUAUUAAUUGUGUCUUCUGUAACGAUUAUCUACAGAUACAGGAUAUACAUUAGAUAUUGGAUAUUCUUGGCUAAAUUAGCUCUAGGAAGAACGUUGAUAGCCAAAAGUCCAAAAACAGAAAACAUGUUUGAAAAGGCUUAUAAAUAUGAUUCCUUCGUGUCAUAUUGUGCUGAUGAUAGGGAUUUUGUUAUGGAGAUGGUAUCGCAUUUAGAAUCGUCGCCUCCAUAUUUAAAGCUUUGUGUUUAUGAGAGAGACUUCGAAAUUGGUACGUUUAUCUCAGAAUCUAUAGUAUCAAGCAUAAAUGAGAGUAGAUAUAUAAUAUUAGUCAUAAGCAACAGUUUUGUUAGGUCACAAUGGUGCCGAUGGGAGACACAGCUAGCUGAAUAUCAUAGACUAUUUCUAGAAGAUGGAUCUGCGUAUGAUCCGUUGGUGUUGAUAAAAAUAGGUGAGAUAGAUAACAAAUAUUUGACAACGACUUUAAAGUAUCUUCUUAAGACAAAGAUUUACCAUUCCUGGGACGAAAAUAAUCCAGAGGAAUUUUGGAAGAAAUUGAAAAAUGUUUUAUCAAAGAAGUAA
Messenger RNA from Cydia amplana, 2766 nucleotides. Its product is annotated as toll-like receptor 2. Bases 199 to 2766 code for a protein of 855 amino acids. Gene Ontology annotation, biological process: toll-like receptor signaling pathway; innate immune response; inflammatory response. The record is from RefSeq and is a predicted model, not a curated record. Gene Ontology annotation, cellular component: plasma membrane. The transcript has 4 exons. Lineage: Eukaryota; Metazoa; Arthropoda; Insecta; Lepidoptera; Tortricidae. Gene Ontology annotation, molecular function: transmembrane signaling receptor activity; protein binding.